Messenger RNA from Danaus plexippus (monarch butterfly), 3135 nucleotides. RefSeq names its product methenyltetrahydrofolate synthase domain-containing protein (gene lost). The transcript is spliced from 13 exons. Lineage: Eukaryota; Metazoa; Arthropoda; Insecta; Lepidoptera; Nymphalidae. Gene Ontology annotation, cellular component: cytoplasm. The record is from RefSeq and is a predicted model, not a curated record. Bases 146 to 1564 code for a protein of 472 amino acids.
GUGGCAUUUGUUUUUAUUCGCGUUCUAUUUUUGUGUGUGACGGUUCUGCCGUAUAAAAAGGAUUUAAUUUUGCAAAAAAAUUGAUGAUUUUUCUCUAGAUCAUUGAUAUUUUUAGUUUUUCCUCCCGAUUGCGAUAUUUUUUAAGAUGCAGAACGGAGACGAAACUCCGGCAGCUACCGAAACAGCAAAGAAGCCACUACCAGAGGAGGUAACGAAACAAUCGUUCAGGCAGAAGAUAUGGCGUCAUUUGGAGACCAACGGACUGGCAAUGUUCCCACGACCGGUGUACAACAGGAUACCGAACUUCAAGGGGGCUCUGGAAGCAGCGGCUAAGUUGGCAGAAUUGGAUGUGUUCAAGAAUGCCAACACGGUGAAGGUCAAUCCUGAUAAGCCUCAAGAACCAGUCAGGGUGCUAUGCCUGGAGAAGCACAAGACUCUAUACGUGCCGGUUCCUCGUCUUCAGUCGGGCUUCCUGAACCGAAUCGUCCUCCCGGAGGGUGAAGCUAAGCCGGGCACACUGAGGAAGGCCGUCUCAAGGAACGGAAUGGAAUCGUUCGGACAACCACUGACCAUAGAAGAUUCGGUCUCCUUGGACUUGGUCGUGAUGGGAUCCGUUGCUGUCUCCAAGGAGGGAUAUCGCAUUGGAAAAGGAAAAGGGUACGGGGAUCUAGAGUUUGGCCUGAUGAUGCACAUGAAGGCUAUCAAACCUAACACGCUGGUUGUGACAACUGUACACGACUGUCAGGUGUUUGAUACACUUCCAGCUGCACUGUUCGGUCCACACGAUGUGCCCAUAGACAUCAUCGUCACACCAACACAGGUGAUAGAGACCCAGCGUAUGAGCCAACGCCCAGUCGGUAUAUUGUGGCAUCUGCUGUCACAGCGACGCCUGGAGAUGAUGCCAGUGCUGGGGCAACUCCGAGACAUUGAGAUGCUUGCUGGGCGUUCGUGUACUCUUCGUGAGGAGGACAGCGCUGGCGAGGAGGAACGAGCGAGGCCGCGCCGACAGAGGAGGAGGACCAGGAGCCAUAAGAGUCAUAGCGAGGGAGAGGGCAACACGACGGAGGGCGAGGACGGUAAAAAUAAUAAGCCUCGGCGUCCGCGGCGCCGCAGCACCAAGUCUCUGAGUAAGGACGGCGAGGGGAGGGAGGGGAAGGAGGGGAGGGAGGGGAAACCCAAACGACCACGACGUCCGAGACCGGUCAUUGACUUCACUGUUAAGAUUUCAAACAUCAGUCCCAACACUCGUGUGCGUGACAUCAAAUCAGCUCUCUUCGAACGCGGUGUUAAACCGCACGUUAUGAUUUGGAAGGGAUUCCGCGGUUUCUGCUAUUUGCAUUUCUUCAAGCCCGGACCUCAAAAGGGUGAAGGGGACAUCCCAGCAGCGAACAUGGACAGUGUGCUAGCGGCUCUGGCUCAGAUGUCUGUGGGUGGUUCAGGGGGAGCACCUGACGAGCGCGAGGAGAAGCCCCGCCUGCUGACAGUGGAGCCGGCGCCGCCGAGGCACGCGGCCGCACCCGCCGCCGCACCAGCCGCGGCUGAGGCGCCGCCCGCGGUACAUUAACACCGCCGGGCUGAAGGUCCGCCCGCUCUCCAACACGCAUAACGUCGCUUUAUAUCUCAGCACACGGACUGACGGGGAGCCGCAUUCCGAUUAACCAAACGCCGUACGUCACACCACUGAGUAUAUAUAUUUGCAUUUUUUGUACUGCCAAGUCGUUUUUUAGUCAAACCUUACCGUCGCCGGAUACAAGUAUAUGGAAAUUCUAAAAUUACAUUAUAGAGGCCGGUGUGUGGUUGCGCGACGUGCGGCGCUUGUAACUUUUAGCGUUAGGUUUUAUUUUCGUCAGUGCCGCGCCGGUCUGACCGGUAUGACCCUCCAGUUUGGGACGAUUUGAUUUUUAUCGCACACUAAUAAAGCUGCUUUUUAUUUGGAGGCUAUUUUAGUUCACCGUUUUUUUGUUUCAUUCGCACGCGGAGCGGCACCAUUUGUUAGAGAGAGAGAGAGAGAGCUAUAUUUACAAAAAUAUAUAUGUAUAUCUUUAUGAAUGUUUUAGUUGUUUCUCUAGUCUUAAAAUUAGAUACUUGUUUUCAAUGCAAAAUACUUUAAGCAUUCUACUGUAAUUUUAAAGAGAUAUAUUAUAGUGUAGAUUAGAUUCUCGUUUUGAAAAAAUAAAACCUCAAGGUGCUUGAACGGACGGGACUCCAAAGGAUAUAUUUAGAAAUUAGUUUUGAGAGGAUUUGAUUAGUUUUAAGAAUAUUUAUUUUAAAGAGAGAAAUAUAUUUGGAUUUCCGUUCUACCUAGUAUAUUUGUGCCAACUUCGAAUCAUAUUUUUUUAUAAUCUGUGGUAGCCAGUCGUCUUGGCUGAAUAUAACAUAUCGUUGCUUGGAACGUUGGUUAUCUAUAUAGGUAUAUAUAUAUUUUUUAAUAAUGGUUUACUUUCUGUUUCAGUAUUAGGUUAUGAGUUGUUUAGGACUCGAGGAAAUUAAUAUAUACGCUGUGGAAUAAUAUAUUUGAUUGUUAACUUUGUUUACCGCGGCCAUGUUCGCAUAUCCUAGAAGAUGAGGCAGAGAUGUAUUUUAUAUGGAAUUUAAAAUAAAGAUUGGUAUUUGUAUUCAAUGUAUUUUUUGAAAAUUUUGGUUAGAAUUGAUCUAUUCUGCUUGUGCGUUUUUGCCGGAAACACUACGGGCAGUUCAAUGCGGUUAUGACGUCACGAGCUGUUUGAUAUUACGUCAUAGAAGUGAAGUUAGCAAUGUAUAUUCACUGAAUAAAGAAGAAACGCACAAGAUAUAUCAUUGUAUUCAAUUAUAGAGCAGUGUAAAUUAGAAUUUUUCCAUAUAUAUAAAUAUAUAUAUAUAUAUUUCUUUGGUAUUUGUUGAUUUGCGACCGUUAGACAUUUUGGUACGUGUAUAUGAAUAAAAUUUGGUUCCCGGGUAGCGAGCAUAGUCCUUGUUUUGUAUUUUCUUUUUUUUAAUAAAUGUAUUAAACACAGUUUAUUUUUCUUUUUUUUUUUUUGUUUGUUUUGUUCGUUUUCUAGCUUCUCGUUUAGUUUUAUACUGUUUUUGGUAUCGGUAACAGAAUGUUGUGAAUUUUCAUAUUUUAAAAUUAAAAAGUCAGAUUCUAUUUUUCUAGUG